Xiphophorus hellerii (green swordtail) is the source of this 3882-nucleotide messenger RNA. RefSeq names its product extensin-2-like. Bases 407 to 3145 code for a protein of 912 amino acids. The record is from RefSeq and is a predicted model, not a curated record. NCBI's taxonomy places the organism in Eukaryota, Metazoa, Chordata, Actinopteri, Cyprinodontiformes, Poeciliidae. The transcript is spliced from 7 exons.
UUUGAAAGACCACAGAGCAGAUGGUUCUCAUGAGGAACUUCUGUCUUUAGUUUCAUCAUCUCCUCUGUCUGCAGAGCCACUGAUCUUUGUUCAACAUGAAGACAGAAUCCACGGAUCUGACUGGGACUCAUAAACCCAAUGUUUACCGGUCUAAAGGUGGCAGGACUCUAUCCAGCAAACGGUGUCUGACCGCAGUAGCAAUCUGCUGGGUGAUACUGGUAAUAAUCACUGGUCUGCGCAUCUAUUAUACUUUUCUCUUUCUGCUAAGUUGAAGGACUCCGAGGAUGUAAAUCAGCAUCUUAAUGAAAAAGUCCAGAUACAACAAUCCGAUUUAUGGCGACUGCAAAAGCAAGAAGCUGCUACAAAGGACUGGAGACAACCACGCAUUGAGUGGACCAAAACAACAAUGCCUGAAGCACAACCUUACGACACCACACCACAUCCAUACUAUGGCAGACGUCCAUACUACUACGCCACACUGACUCCCUACUAUGGCAGACGUCCAUACUACUACGCCACACCAACUCCCUACUAUGGCAGACGUCCCUAUUACUACGCCACACCACAUCCUUACUAUAGGAGACCACAUUCCUUAUACUACGCCACACCAACUCCUUACUAUGGCAGACGUUCAUACUACUACGCCACACCACGUCCUUACUACAAAAGACCACGUCCCUACUACUACGCCACACCACAUCCAUAUUAUGGCAGACGUCCAUACCACUAUGCCACACCAACUCCCUACUAUGGCAGACGUCCACACUACUACGCCACACCACGUCCCUACUACUACGCCACACCGACUCCCUACUAUGGCAGACGUCCCUAUUACUACGCCACACCACAUCCUUACUAUAGGAGACCACAUUCCUUCUACUACACCACACCAAGUCCUUACUACAAAAGACCACGUCCAUACUACUACGCCACACCGACUCCCUACUAUGGCAGACGUCCAUACUACUACGCCACACCACGUCCAUAUUAUGGCAGACGUCCAUACCACUAUGCCACACCAACUCCCUACUAUGGUAGACGUUCAUACUACUACGCCACACCACGUCCCUACUACUACGCCACACCGACUCCCUACUAUGGCAGACGUCCAUACCACUACGCCACACCAACUCCCUACUAUGGCAGACGUUCAUACUACUACGCCACACCACGUCCUUACUACAAAAGACCACGUCCCUACUACUACGCCACACCGACUCCCUACUAUGGCAGACGUCCCUACUACUACGCCACACCACAUCCUUACUAUAGGAGACCACAUUCCUUCUACUACACCACACCAAGUCCUUACUACAAAAGACCACGUCCAUACUACUACGCAACACCGACUCCCCUACCUAUGGCAGACGUCCAUACUACUACGCCACACCACGUCCAUAUUAUGGCAGACGUCCAUACCACUAUGCCCACACCAACUCCCUACUAUGGUAGACGUUUCCUACUACUACGGCCACACCACGUCCCCUACUACUACGCCACACCGACUCCCUACUAUGGCAGACGUCCAUACACCACUACGCCCACACCAACUCCCUACUAUGCAGACGUCAUACUACUACGCCACACCACGUCCUUACUACAAAAGACCACGUCCCUAACUACUACGCCACACCCACAUCCAUAUUAUGGCAGACGUCAACCACUACGCCACACCAACUCCUACUAUGGCAGACGUCCAUACUACUACGCACACCACGUCCCUACUACUAACGGCACACCGACCUCCCUACGUAUGGCAGACGGUCCCUAUUACUACGCCACACCACAUCCUUACUAUAGGAGACCACAUUCUUCUACUACACCACACCAAGUCCUUACUACAAAAGACCACGUCCAUACUACUACGCCACACCGACUCCUACUAAUGGCAGACGUCCAUACUACUACGCCACACCACGUCAUAACGUUCAUACUACUACCGCCACACCACGUCCCUACUACUACGCCACACCGACUCCCUACUAUGGCAGACGUUCCAUACCACUACGCCACACCAACGCCCUACUAUGGCAGACCGUUCAUACUACUAACGCCACACCACGUCCUUACUACAAAAGACCACGUCCCUAACUACUACGCCACACCAACAUCCAUAUUAAUGGCAGACGUCCAUACCAACUACGCCACACCACUCCCUACUAUGCCACUAUGCCACACCAACUCCCUACUAUGGCAAGACGUCCAUUACUACUACGCCACACCACGUCCAUAUUAUGGCAGACGUCCAUACCACUAUGCCACACCAACUCCCUACUAUGGUAGACGUUCAUACUACUACGCCACACCACGUCCCUACUACUACGCCACACCGACUCCCUACUAUGGCAGACGUCCAUACUACUACACCACACCGACUCCCUACUAUGGCAGACGUCCAUACUACUAUGCCACACCACGUCCAUAUUAUGGCAGACGUCCAUACCACUACACCACACCAACUCCCUAUUAUGGCAGACGUUCAUACUACUACGCCACACCGACUCCCUACUAUGGCAGACGUCCAUACUACUACACCACACCAACUCCCUAUUAUGGCAGACGUCCAUACCACUACGCCACACCAACUCCCUAUUAUGGCAGACGUUCAUACUACUACGCCACACCACGUCCUUACUACAAAAGACCACGUCCCUACUACUACGCCACACCACAUCCAUAUUAUGGCAGACGUCCAUACCACUACGCCACACCAACUCCCUACUAUGGCAGACGUCCAUACUACUACGCCACACCACGUCCAUACUACUACGCCACACCGACUCCCUACUAUGGCAGGCGUCCAUACUACUACGCCACACCACAUCCUUACUAUAGGAGACCACAUUCCUUCUACUACACCACACCAAGUCCUUACUACAAAAGACCACGUCCAUACCACUAUGCCACACCAACUCCCUACUAUGGUAGACGUUCAUACUACUACGCCACACCGACUCCCUACUAUGGCAGACGUCCCUACUACUACGCCACACCACGUCCCUACUACUACGCCACACCGACUCCCUACUAUGGCAGACAUCCAUACUAUACCACACCACGUCCAUACUAUGCUACACCUCCAUACUCCAAUACCACUAGUGACACCACAACAUAUUCCAAUAACAGCACAUUGCAGCAAACCUAAGAAGUUCUUCUACUUCUCUGCCUUUGAUUCCCUGUUUUAUUCUUUUUGGGUCACCAAACUAAUUUAGGAGGAAACAUUGUGGUUUGGAAAUGUCUUAAGGUAGAACUGUAAACUGGUCACCCAUAACAUUUUGACCAACAGAAUGUUAUUGUUGCAACUGUCAGCGGGUGGGAGUCAUCCAUGUUGUUUUGAAGGACCAGUACUGAUUGUCAGGUGGUCAUCAUGUCAUUCCUGAUUAGUUAUGGUGAAGUUCCAGUUUCUCUUUCUCAUCAACAGACUCAACACUUUAGUUCUGACUUCCUUCAAACACAAUUCAAGUCAUUCCAGAUGCUUUUUUAAUUUUCUGGCCAACGUUCUGCUUUGUUCCAGUUUCACAUAAACAAGAAAUGAAGACAAACAGGAUAAUCUAUUAUUAAUCUCUUACUUUUAUAAGAAGCAGCAAUUAUUUGUGUCCAUUAAGCUCUUUUGUAUAAAAAUUGAGAACUGAUUCCUUAUCCAUUAAAGAUUUUUUCAUAUUUGAUGUUAGAGACUUGUUUAUAACAUUAUCCUAUAAACAGCUUAUGUUUUCAUUUAUUUCAAUGACUUUCUACUUCUACCCAUCUGACUAAAUGGUUUGAUUUGUCUUAACUGGAUUUUAGGUGGAUGUUUCUGUUUACCCAAUACAUCAUGGUGGACUUUGCUUUUACAGCUCUGAAAUAUUACUGUAAAUGAAUAAAAUUUGAUUUUUGAAAUACUUA